Molecule: messenger RNA, 588 nt
Organism: Protopolystoma xenopodis
Lineage: Eukaryota; Metazoa; Platyhelminthes; Monogenea; Polystomatidea; Polystomatidae
Source: the annotation of a GenBank genome assembly
GUUAACGUGGCUGACGCAGACAGCCCAGCCCACGCCCGGCUCAACUUUACCAUCAUAGUGGCCAUGAUUGCGUUGACCGGCAUCAUUUCGCUCUGCUUGAUCGUCGCCAUCUUUUGUGUCCGCCGUCGGCCAUUGGCCGCAUCGGUGGUUAACGGUGUUUUGGGUCACAGGGACUUGCGGCGUGGCGGCAGGGGCCGUGAUGGCAUCCGGCAAAACGGUGCAUCUGGUAACGGCCACCUCUCUUCUGGCUUGGGCGGUCCAGGCCGCCCAUGCACUGGUGGCUAUCUAGGCAAUGGGGUGGGCCACGAGGGCCUUCUGCCCCCGGUUUACGGGGUACUUACGUCGGUUCCGCCCAGCCUGGCUACUUGCCUCGAUUCUACCGGGGGCCUGGGGCUCGGGCUUGACGCUAACGGCUAUGGUCACCACCAGCCGUUGCUUGAUGGCUCCGGUCACAGCCAAAUCCUUAGCUUGAGCCAAGCUGGAACGCUUGGGGGGAAGCUGGCUUCUGGAUUCUUGCAGGCGAGCAAGCUCGACGCUGAUGCGACUGGACAAUUUUACAUUUCACAUGUUGCCGAUUCUACAGGUUAG